Argentina anserina (silverweed cinquefoil) is the source of this 1062-nucleotide messenger RNA. Its product is annotated as phosphatidylcholine:diacylglycerol cholinephosphotransferase 1-like. The transcript has 3 exons. The record is from RefSeq and is a predicted model, not a curated record. Lineage: Eukaryota; Viridiplantae; Streptophyta; Magnoliopsida; Rosales; Rosaceae. Bases 123 to 929 code for a protein of 268 amino acids. Gene Ontology annotation, molecular function: diacylglycerol cholinephosphotransferase activity.
CGUGCCCUCCGCCUACCCUUCUUUAUUUAUCUCCCUCUUCCCCGCCCCAAAUCUCGCCUCAUUUUCCCAAAAUAUCCCCCCUCCUAAAUUUAAUCCCCUCCCUCUCCCUCCCCCUCCCCAUUAUGAACGGCACCGUUUCGGCCCUCACUUCUCGGCGCCACAAACGAGCCGUCGCCCCCACCCCUACCGCCGCCAUGUCCAAAGCCCCCGUCCACGGCGGCAACAACAAGGCCUCCUUCAUGACGUGGACCCUGCAUGACGCCCUCCACGUCGCCAGGCACCACUGGAUACCUUGCUUCUUCGCACUGUGCCUCCUCUUCUUCAUGGGCGUCGAGUACACGCUCCGCAUGGUCCCCUCAUCGGCUCCGCCUUUCGAUAUCGGCUUCGUCUCCACGCGCUCCCUCCACCUCCUCCUCGCUUCCAGCCCUCAGCUCAAUACAUUGCUCGCCGGGCUUAACACGGUGUUUGUGGGGAUGCAGACGACGUACAUAUUGUGGACGUGGCUGAUUGAGGGCCGUCCUAGAGCCACCAUUGCCGCCCUUUUUAUGUUCACUUGCCGGGGAAUCCUUGGCUACUCCACCCAACUUCCAUUGCCUCAGGGAUUUUUGGGUUCGGGAGCAGACUUCCCGGUUGGGAAUGUAUCGUUUUUCUUGUUCUACUCGGGGCAUGUAGCAGGGUCGGUGAUUGCUUCCUUAGACAUGAGAAGAAAGCAGAGGUGGGAAUUGGCCUGGACAUUUGAUGCACUCAAUCUGUUGCAAGCUGUGAGAUUGUUAGGGACUAGAGGACACUAUACGAUAGACUUGGCAGUUGGGGUCGGGGCCGGUAUUCUAUUUGAUUCUCUGGCUGGUAAGUAUGAAGAAAGCAAGAGAUUAAGUUCAAAAGUAGCUUCAACUACUAGUAAUGGUGUCAAAGAGGCUUUGUUCCCAUAAGCAGUUAGUAUUGUUAGGAAUAUAAGUAUGUUCUUAAUGUAGUAUAGUCCCAAUCCCAUGAAGCAGAUCGAGUAGUUGGGCGUUUAAAACUGUACAGACUCAGAGAGCUCUUAAUGAAACUAUGGGUUGUGAC